Molecule: messenger RNA, 2392 nt
Organism: Verruconis gallopava
Lineage: Eukaryota; Fungi; Ascomycota; Dothideomycetes; Venturiales; Sympoventuriaceae
Exons: 8
Coding region: 621-1982 (453 amino acids)
Biological process (GO): exocytosis; piecemeal microautophagy of the nucleus; endocytosis
Cellular component (GO): intracellular membrane-bounded organelle; membrane; cytosol
Molecular function (GO): sterol binding
Source: RefSeq, a predicted model, not a curated record
AAUUACUGCUUCGAAUACGUCCCCCUCGCCCAUUGUCGUGUGCUUCUCGUCUUGAUUCUGCUUUCUUCGUUGUUGGGCCUUCGAAAAGUUGUUCCGCGGUCUCGAUAAGGCUGGGCUGGUUUAGGUUUCACGCCAAAGAGAGGGCGAACUGCAGUGUCACUGCACACCCCGGCCGGCCGUGACGUUGGCCAACAGCUCCCAAUCAACUGGACAGAAGACCGCGAGCCACAAGAUACUUCGACUUCAGGAUCUCUUCGUUUUCCUUUCCCGGGAUCGUCCUCAGGAAACUAGUUUCCACAGCCGCUUGACGGACUCCUUGCUGCUAGACAAGCUCGCCACCUGCCCUUCGGGUAUGCCCCGCAUACACUGCCACAUAUAUAACAUUCCCCGACCAAAUUGACGCAACCCAGCUUUUGUUUUGCCAUCUGCCGCGGGACGAGUCAGAUUCGAAACAGGGUUCGCUCAGAUCCAGAGCUGCCUCCGACCUCCAAUUCACGACCUGCUGCGUACCGGGCGAGCGAGCGAGCGCGGAGGAAAGACUUGAGUUAGCGCCCCAACGCACCCAUUCUCCCAUUCUCCACCGACACCACUGCUGCAGACUCCGAACACAGCACAUAGCUAUGGCGUCGAAGACGCCUGGCGGUGGCAAACCAGCCGCGAGCGAUACGCCGGAAAACCAUGCGAAUGCGCCUGUUGAGAAGGCCCCAGACGAAGGCUCCAAGCUGAAGACCUUCCUGGGCAUCUUGCGGAAGUUCUUGGGCGUUAGCGAUCUAGCUGCGGUACGCUUCUCGCUGCCUGCUCAGCUGCUGGAACCGACCCCAAAUCUCGAGUACUGGGGCUACCUGGAUCGACCAGAGACGUUCAUUAGUAUCGGUGACUCAACCGAUCCGGUUGGACGGAUGCUUGGAACUUUGCGAUUCUGGUUCACCAAAGAUCUGAAAUACGUCAAAGGCAAGCCCGUGAAGCCGUACAACUCUACGCUGGGGGAGUUCUUCAGGUGUACAUGGGAAAUUGAUGACACGUUACCCGAGAUGAAACACCCAAACUCAGCACCAGCGUCGAGCGCCGCUAGCGUGACAUCGAACAAGUCGAGCACCGCCGCGUCGGGGAAUAAGAUCAAGCUCGCCUACCUUACGGAACAGACGUCGCAUCACCCUCCCGUGUCAGCAUUCUGGAUUGACUGCCCAGACAAGGGCAUCUAUGCCCGGGGUUACGAUCACAUUGCCGCGAAGUUCACCGGCACGAACAUCAGAGUCACGGCUGGUUCGCAUAACCUGGGUAUUUUCAUCACGCUGCAGAAGUGGGACAACGAGGAGUAUCAGCUCACGCAUCCGGCAGCAUACGUGGGCGGACUGUUGAGAGGUUCUCUGAGCAUCUCCGUCGCUGACCACUGCUACAUCACCUGUCCUAAGACCCGCAUAAAAGUCAUCCUCGAGUACCUGGGCGAUUCGUGGAUCGGCAGCGCACAAAACAAGGUGCACGGCGUCAUCUUUACCUACGAUCCCAACGCCGAUACGAAAACCAAGGUGAAGGAUGUGCCAGAAGCGGAUGUCAUAGGUCGCAUCGAGGGCUCGUGGACGGACAAGGUCUACUACACGCUGGGCAAGGAGCCGUUCUCAAAGGCUGCGGAGAAGAUCCUGUUGAUCGAUCUGAACCCGCUGAGCCCAGUGCCGAAGACGAUCCCACCGAUCGAACAGCAGUGCAAGAACGAGAGCAAGCGCUUCUGGGAGGGCGUUACGAGAGCGAUUUUGAACAAGCAGUAUGGCCUCGCAACGACGUUGAAGCAGGAGCUGGAGGAGAAACAGAGACAGAAGGCUAAGGAGCGGAAGGAGAAAGGCCAGGAGUGGCAGCCGCGAUUCUUUACUGGUGCUGUUACGCCCGUGGGCAAGCCCGACCUCACGGAGGACGGCAAGGAAGCGCUGAGGAGAUUACAAGCUCUGGACUACACGUUGGAAGAGAACAAGGAAUACGGCGCCUUUUGAUUAUGUCUCCUUCAUUUCCGGUUUUGCAUGAGAGGUAUGGCAAGGCAUUAUACAAGAGACGACGCGUGAACGAAGACCCCGACGUCGUGCGCGCUUUAGAUAGGGUAUAUCUGCUCAGCUUUUUUUUUUUCCUUCUAGAGAAACGCAUUUGGAUGGGCGUUCUGGCGCCUGCUGUCGCUCCUUUAGGCGCGUUAGAAUCUUCAGGGCAGGUACUUUGGGUGGUUGGGACUGCCACGGUCUGUACAGAAGAUGGCAUAGGUUCUUUGCCCGUCAGCUUUGAUGAGAUGGUACUCGAUUCACUCCUUCCGCUUCUCGUUUCUGGGAAUGUUAGAUAGCGCCAUACACAGAUAAACUUGACACAGGCGCCCCCAUACCUCCUUUAUUUUUAUUUUUAUUUUUUUUCCCUUCCA